Yarrowia lipolytica CLIB122 is the source of this 966-nucleotide messenger RNA. RefSeq lists its product as uncharacterized. Gene Ontology annotation, biological process: nucleoside metabolic process. Gene Ontology annotation, cellular component: cytosol. The record is from RefSeq and is a predicted model, not a curated record. Gene Ontology annotation, molecular function: S-methyl-5-thioadenosine phosphorylase activity. NCBI's taxonomy places the organism in Eukaryota, Fungi, Ascomycota, Dipodascomycetes, Dipodascales.
AUGGCUUUCCUUCCCAAUCUUGUUGCCACUCCAAUGUCUCUUGCCAGCUCCUACUCCAAGCCCGUCACUCUCGGUAUCAUCGGUGGCACCGGUCUCUAUAAGCUCGGAGCUUUGACACCCGUUGCUCAGAUCGACAUCGACACUCCCUGGGGCAAGCCUUCUUCUCCUAUCACCAUCUCCGAGACCAAGUCUGGUUUCCCUGUGGCCUUUCUUGCCCGACACGGUGUCAAUCACGAUCUGACCCCCACUGACGUUCCCUCUCGAGCCAACAUUGCUGCUCUCAAGAAGGUCGGAGUCAAGGCCAUUGUUGCCUUUUCUGCCGUUGGAUCUCUUCAGGAAGAGAUUGCCCCCCGAGACUUUGUUGUCCCCACUCAGAUCAUCGAUCGAACCAAGGGUAUUCGACCCUCGUCUUUCUUCGAGAAGGGUUUCGUUGGCCACGUUGGAUUCGGAGAGCCAUUUGACGUUGCUCUGGGAAAACUUGUGGCCGAGCACGCCGACAAGGCCUUUGAUAACUCCAAGUAUAAGAUCCACACCAAGGCCAAGGCCGGAAAGGACCUGACUCUCGUCUGCAUGGAGGGCCCGGCCUUUUCGACCCGAGCCGAGUCACAGCUCUACCGAUCGUGGAACGGAGCCGUUAUCAACAUGUCUGCCAUUCCCGAAUCCAAGCUCGCCAAGGAGGCCGAGAUCGCCUACCAGAUGAUCUGCAUGAGCACCGACUACGACGCAUGGAAGGAGGACGAGGAGCCUGUCACUGUUGAGCAGGUUGUCUCCAACCUCACUGCCAACGCCGAGUCUGCUACCGGUGUUGUCGAGGCUCUUCUUGAGCCCCUCGAGAAGGCCCUUGCUGACAAGUCCAUUGGCUACGAUCUGGACGGAUCCAUGAAGUUUGCCGUUUCCACUGCUCCCGCUGCUCGAGACGCAACUGUUGCCAAGAACCUCGACUUCCUGCACCCUGGCUACUGGUAG